This is a messenger RNA of Knipowitschia caucasica, 606 nucleotides long. Lineage: Eukaryota; Metazoa; Chordata; Actinopteri; Gobiiformes; Gobiidae. The record is from the annotation of a GenBank genome assembly.
AUGAAGAAGAAGAUGAAGAUGAAGAAGAAGAAGAUGAAGAAGAAGAUGAAGAAGAUGAAGAAGAAGAUGAAGAUGAAGAAGAAGAAGAUGAAGAAGAAGAUGAAGAAGAUGAAGAAGAAGAAGAAGAUGAAGAUGAAGAAGAAGAUGAAGAUGAAGAUGAAGAUGAAGAUGAAGAAGAAGAAGAAGAUGAAGGAGAUGAAGAUGAAGAUGAAGAUGAAGAAGAUGAAGAUAAAGAGACACAACAAUCGUCUUCCUCAGAUCGUCUUCCUCACACCCCCUCACGCCCAGAUCCCUGCCCCCCCGGUGAACCUGCGGCACCAGGUUCUCAGCUCGGGACCCUCCGCGCCCCCGCGGGAUCAUGUGACCUCUCGUCUCAGCGACAACGUGACACAUGAGACGAAGGGAUUCCCCGCCGACAGCCGUGGUAUGUCCGGGGUCCGGGGCACGGAGGAGGCGCGUGGAGCAGCCAUUAAAGGUCCGGAGGUGACAAGGCCUUGGCACGCUCUGCCUCAGACCCCGGUGACGGACGGUCCUGACGCACGCCACGGCCUGUGGUGGCAACCCGCGUCGUCAACAUACACAGCUGUACACGGAUGCAGAUCGUAA